ACGGCGAAACGAUCUGCAUCUCCAGACGGAACGAAGCACCUUGUCAUGCAGCACGCGCAUGCCAGCAGUCACGAUUUGGACCUCGACUUCGAUCCAAUGCCACCCGAUACUUGGAUGCUUCUGAAUAACUCACGUACAGUUCGAACUGCUAGGCAUACAAAGAUCGAAACAGUUCGAACUACUACUGAGCAUACAAAGAUCAUGGUCAUCUGCAGAGUCAGGCCCAGAGGUUUCCAAUAAAUACUUGCCCUGCAUGACAGCAUGAGUUCGAACUCCUGCUCCAAGCUAGAAGAUGGCACUCAUCUUCAUCCUUUUCUUUCUGGCCACGGCUGCCGCCGAUUCUGAGCUACCUCCUCUCUGGAAUUUUCCGCCUCUUCCCCCAUUGCCCCCGCUCCCGAGCCUGCCUCCUCUUCCCGCAUUGCCCCCGCUCCCACCGGGUACACCACCCAGCAACGGCCCACAGCCUUCCCCCUCGCCGCCGCCGGAGACAUCAAGUUGCAUGCUUCCGUUGCUAAGGGCAGCCCCGUGCCUUGACUUCCUCACAAACACCAGCGUGCCGGCACCUUCGAGUCGCUGCUGCGAUCGCUUUAGAUCACUCGUCGGCAAUGCGAGCGAGAGCAUCUGCAUAUGCCAUCUCGUCCUCAGCGAUCCUAACGUGACCAGCAUUGUUGGUAAUGUGGAUCUUGGGCGGUUGGUGGCUCUUCAACUGAGGUGUAACGUUUUGGUACCACCGAUGCUGAUCUUCUCGUGCGUAUCAAGACCAAUCCCGCCUCUCACGAUGAUUCCUUCUUCGGAGCCAGCUGCAGCCUCGAUGAGCACCGAGUCAUCCUAUGAACAUUUCGACCUGGGAACGAUGAGCGCCAGUCAUGAAAAGGUGCAGCAGCCAGAGCUUGUAUCCACCAUCGAGCAGCCACCGCCAUCACCACCACCACCGAAGCCGGCGGGAACCGGUGAGAACAAGGGCGUGUAGCGUCACAGCGGCCGCCUGAAGUCGAGGCACGCUGGAUAUAGUAGUAGUAGUACUGUCUAUGUAGCAGGCUGUGUCCCUUCGAUCCAGUGAAGUAUACCAGGCAACUACACAAGCAAUAAUAUUGUCUAAAAGAAUCAAUAUUAUGUACUACUACUCCGUGAUCAAUAAAAAUGCAAAGGAAACAUCUUUCCAGGCAAACAA
Molecule: messenger RNA, 1171 nt
Organism: Brachypodium distachyon (stiff brome)
Lineage: Eukaryota; Viridiplantae; Streptophyta; Magnoliopsida; Poales; Poaceae
Product: sulfated surface glycoprotein 185
Exons: 3
Coding region: 293-970 (225 amino acids)
Source: RefSeq, a predicted model, not a curated record